Aspergillus alliaceus is the source of this 1542-nucleotide messenger RNA. Its product is annotated as cytochrome P450. Lineage: Eukaryota; Fungi; Ascomycota; Eurotiomycetes; Eurotiales; Aspergillaceae. Gene Ontology annotation, molecular function: iron ion binding; heme binding; monooxygenase activity. The transcript is spliced from 3 exons. The coding region runs from base 1 to 1542 and encodes 513 amino acids. The record is from RefSeq and is a predicted model, not a curated record.
AUGGAUCUAUUUUACACAGAUGAUAAUUUCCGAUCACCAGUGAAGACUGUGCUCACGGGCCUUGUUGCGACCGUGGUCACCUUCUUGGCUUAUAUUGUCUUCCUAUCAUAUACCCCAAGUGUCGACAAGAAGUCGCCUGAAUUCACACCCAAUACUGUCCCCCUCGUCGGCUCCUGGGGUUUCUUCACCCAAAAGUGGGCCUUCUGGAAAGACUGCGUGGCCAAGUCCAAAACAGGCCACUUCAGCUUCUGGCUAGGGAAGAACCACGUCGUGGGGGUAUCUGGCGCAGCAGCCCGCAAGAUCUUUCUCGAUAAUCAUGACUUCGAUUUCGUGCGCGGAGCUGCUCUCGUUGACCAUGGACCGGACUUUGUUCCUCCUCUUCACGAGAUCUUCCACAACAACUAUCAAAACGGCAGAAGCUACUUCCAGCGCCGUUUGGUUGACCUGCAAAAGUCGGAGCAGCUAGCCAAGCGUCUGCCCGGCGUGACGAGAGAUGCUCGAAUGGCCUUUGAGGCCCUUGGCAAGAACCCCUCUGGCGUCAUGGACCCGACCGAUGUGUGCUAUCGGCUGGUGGUACAGCAGGCUUGUCGCGUCGUGUGCAGCGAGGAGAUCUCUGACAAUCCAAAGCUUCUCGAAAAGUGCCAGAACGCCCUGUCACUGCUGAUGCAUACCAGCAGUAUACACACAGUUGCGCUUCCGUAUCUGCCCUCGAUUGCCAAGAUGAAGCGCCGGUGGGGAAGAUACGGGCUGAGCAGCAUUGUAACCCCGAUCGUAAAGCGACGGUUGCGGAAAGGCGCCCCCCGCAGGGACGAUGUUGUUCAGCAUAUGGUUGAUAGUGGUGAUUCGCAAGAGUGGAUGGUCAACUUCUUUAUCAGCAUCCUGUUCAUUGCCUCCGCUAAUGCGGGUUAUCUGUGCGGCGCUAUGCUGAACAUUGUCGCUCACCACACAGAAUGGCAAGCCAAGAUAUACAGCGAGAUCAGAGCCGUCGCCGAGGCGCAUUCCAAGAAUCCUAACGCGCCAUUCGUGGACCAACUCGACUGGAUCCCACUGGAGGCGUGGGAGACCUUAUUCCCUUCGAUUGACCUCUGUUUCAAAGAGGCCAUUCGCAUGUGGGUGGCGUUCCCAAUGAUCCGUCUCAACAUGGCUCCGCACUCGGUCCCGAUCCCCGACACUAACGAGGUCAUUCCCGUCGGCACAUUCGCCGCGUACAACACCACCGAAGUCCACUUCAAUCCAGAGCUGUACCCAGAUCCACACAAGUACGAUCCCGAUCGGUUCCGCGAAGGUCGUGAGGAAUUCAAGAAAGAGGCUUAUAGCUUUGUCGGUUGGGGUCAAGGUCGGCACCCCUGCAUGGGCAUGCGCUGGGCCAAGAUACAGCUAAAUAUCAUUCUCGCGUACGCUCUUGCGAUGUACGAGUGGAGCGGAUGUGAUGAAAAUGGACAGCCUAGCACUCACUUUGACCGGAAGACCGAUCUGAAUGCUGCGGGCCUGAGCUUACCUGUUGGACUGUUUUGCAAGUAUGUUCCUAGGAGCAAGGCUUGA